GUCUUCUCCUUUCUUCAGAUUCUGAUGCACACCAAAGACAUGGUUCAGAAGAUGAAUCUGGAAGUCAUCUAUGGAGAUACUGACUCCAUCAUGAUCAACACCAACAGCAAGUCUCUGGAGGAGGUCUUCAAACUCGGCAAUAAGGUGAAGGCAGAGGUAAACAAGCUGUACAAACUGCUGGAGAUCGACAUUGACGGCGUGUUCAAGUCACUUUUACUGCUGAAGAAGAAGAAAUAUGCAGCCCUGGUAGUGGAGCAUCACGGGGAAGGGAGAUACAGCGUCAAGCAGGAGCUCAAAGGCUUGGACAUUGUCCGCAGAGAUUGGUGUGAUCUGGCCAAGGAAUGUGGCAACUAUGUGAUUGGUCAGAUUUUGUCUGACCAGAGUCGCGAUGUGAUUGUGGAGAACAUCCAGAAACACCUGGUGGAUGUGGGAGAGAAGGUAGCUGAUGGAGCCAUACCACUCAACAAGUAUGAGAUACACAAGGCACUGACAAAGGAUCCUCAGGACUAUCCAGAUAAGAAGAGUCUCCCUCAUGUCCACGUGGCUCUGUGGAUCAACUCUCAGGGUGGCCGUAGGGUCAAAGCUGGAGAUACAAUCUCUUACCUCAUCUGCAAGGACGGCUCAACGCUGGCAGCCAGUCAGAGAGCUUACGCUCUAGAGCAGCUUCAGAAGCAGGAGGGUCUCACUCUGGAUGCACAGUACUAUCUGGCCCAGCAGAUCCACCCUGUGGUGUCUCGCAUCUGUGACCCCAUCGAGGGCAUUGACGGUGUGCUCAUAGCCACAUGGCUGGGUCUGGACCCGAGUCAGUUCAGAGCUCAGCAACAGCACCAGAGGGAGGAGGAGGCUGAUGGCAUGCUGGGAGCACCCGUCCAGCUGACUGAUGAGGAGCGCUAUAAAGACUGUGAGAGGUUUACUUUCACCUGUCCUCAGUGUGGCACUGACAACAUCUACGACAGCGUCUUCGAAGGAGCUGGUCUGAAGUUGGAGCCCAGUUUGAUGCGAUGCUGUCACAUCCCCUGUGGAGGUUCCCCCCUUGACUAUUCCGUCAACAUCAGCAACAAACUUCAACUUGACAUCCGUCGUCACAUCAAAAAAUACUACUCUGGCUGGUUGGUGUGCGAGGAUCAGGCCUGUCAGAACAGGACCAGACGUUUGCCCAUCGCCUUCUCCCGACAUGGACCCAUCUGCCCUGCUUGUGCCAGAGCAACACUUCGACCAGAGUACUCUGAGAAGGCCCUGUACAACCAGCUCUGCUUCUACAAGUUCAUCUUUGACUGGGACUACGCAGCUGCCAAAGUGCUACAAGCUGAUGAGAGACCUCGUGUUAACCGGAUGGCCAAAGAAAAAGAUGUGUACCGGAGGCUAAAGGAAGUGCCGGAGAAAGCCUUGGCCACCAGUGGCUACUCGGAGAUUAACCUGGCCAAACUCUUCCAGGCUUUCUCCUCGCUCAAGUAAAACAACACACGCACAUCUGUAACGACAACACCGCCAAGAGGCUCCGACAUCUUGACUCAAAACUGGACAUUCGCACGUUCACCUGCAGUUUUUCUUUUGGUUUCCAAAUACAGCACGGUUGGUGAAUCACCCUCACAUCAUCAUCUUUAAACCUGUUGGUCUCGUUUUAUAGCAGCUUAGAUGUUCACCGUUCCCUGGUUUCUUCACACACAUAUUCGCACACUCUCACGACUUGACCUCAUCACCCUGACUCUGUAUGGUAAAGGGGAGUAGCAAUCAUACCUAAAUGACAGUCUAUUGUGUGUGCGGAGGCUAGCUGAGCCCUGAUGUGUGUAAGUGUAAGGAUGACUUAUCCUCAGAGCAGCCAGUAUACUCCAUAAGCCACUAAUUAGCCAAUGAUAGUGACCCGGGCCACUAAGACCACUGGAUGCCUGCAGCGAUCGGACACUUGUUCUGAUUACCACCAUUCAUACUGUGUGUGUGUGAGUGUGUGUGUGUGUGUGUGUGUGAGAGAUCAGUGGAUGAAAGAAAGGUGUAAGGAGGAUGCGGGCAGUGAUGGGGUGAGGGAGGCCACACGCGCUGCUCCCUCACUCUUUUGUCCCAAUAUCGAACAGCUGAUCUCCUUCUCCUCCGGUGCCUCUGUUUAACUGAUGUCAUUUCAUCCCUUUCACUUCUUCUUUUUUUCUUUCCUCUACCCCCCUUUUAAACCCUUCCUCCCCCCCUGUGCAAAUUGUGUUUUAAAGCAUGUAAUUUUCUAUGUAAUCUGAGUAGUAUUUCUCAGAAGGGUCUGUGUCAUUUUUUCUUCUUCUCUUGUAAUGACCAGAAUAUUUCGUAUUUUGAUAUCGAUGAGAGUGUUUUUGAUACUGAAAACCUUAAUAAAUAAAGCUAAAUGGGUAAGAAGUUAA
Messenger RNA from Stegastes partitus (bicolor damselfish), 2360 nucleotides. It is a transcript of the gene pola1, whose product is annotated as polymerase (DNA directed), alpha 1. Gene Ontology annotation, molecular function: single-stranded DNA binding; nucleotide binding; DNA replication origin binding. Gene Ontology annotation, cellular component: alpha DNA polymerase:primase complex. The transcript has 11 exons. The record is from RefSeq and is a predicted model, not a curated record. Lineage: Eukaryota; Metazoa; Chordata; Actinopteri; Pomacentridae. The coding region runs from base 25 to 1455 and encodes 476 amino acids. Gene Ontology annotation, biological process: lagging strand elongation; mitotic DNA replication initiation; DNA replication.